AUGAUGAAAGAGCGGGUUAAAAUUGCAGAGGGCAAGUCUAAUACAGUGGUAAUUCUACUCUCUCUGUUUUCUGAAGAAGAGGACUGGGUAAAAACGCUGAUUUGGCGUAUGAGGUUGGGCACAUUAUCCUGUGUCACUCAGCAAGGUCACGUUGUUGAUGCAUCAGAGGAAGACAGGGUUGUGGAAGAGCAGAUUACAGAUACAGGUCUGUACUGCUGCUACUUGCUGUUUAUCAACAGGUUCGUCGUCCGUCGGCGAUUGCGCGGCGAAGUGGGAUCUGACGCCUCGGGCGGUGUUCGUAAGUGCGAAGGCGAAUUGACACUGCUGUCCCGACACUCCUCGCUGCGUUUCGAGCUCCGAACGGACGGCGGUCCGCGCAAACGUCGAGCUGGCUGCGUGGCGUUACGGACUUUUCGAAUGGCAUGCGAAAUAAUCGAACAACUC
This is a messenger RNA of Iphiclides podalirius (scarce swallowtail), 444 nucleotides long. The record is from the annotation of a GenBank genome assembly. Lineage: Eukaryota; Metazoa; Arthropoda; Insecta; Lepidoptera; Papilionidae.